AUAUUACCAUUAUAUCCCCUUGUGUUUAGCCUCUCUCCUAACAUUACCAUUAUACCCUCCUCCUUUACCCUCUCUUCCCAUCUCCAGUUCGAUGCCGCCUCCGUUGGAUAGCCUUGCAGGUCCUUCUCCCCUUCAUCUUCUUCCUCAUGGAACCCUUUGCCUGAACUACUGCCCGAGUUGGAGAACAGUGGGGUUUUCAGAUUGGGUUUUCCGGCGUGUAGGACCACCACUGCACGAUCGCUGGCGUAGAUCUGAGGCGGUUCUGGCGCUGCUCCGACGCGGUCCUGAUGUUGCUUCGAGGCUGCUCCGUCACGACAUCAGUCCAAAACAGUUGCAGCAUGAGCAUCAUCAUUCCACACUGCGUGCACCAACCUUGUCAUCGCUCUCAUGCUCCCACAAAUGAAGCAAUCACGCUUCAUCACCAUUCACUCCACCCUACGCCAAUUCUCUCUGUGCCUUACACUCCAACGCUUUCAAAGAACCCUCUUCGAAGCAGAUUGACCAAACCUCUUGCACUUGCAGCUCCUGAAACCCAUGAUGAACAACCCAACAUUCGACCCUUCAUUCACCUCUUAAAGACCUGCGAUGAAAAUGGGUAUCUUAAACAAGCAAAAUCAAUUCAUGGGCAUGUCUUAAAAUCGGGUUUUGGAGGCAAGGAUUUGUUGGUGUUUUUGAAUAAUACAGUUCAUGUUUACUCCAAAUGCUUGGACUACAAUUCUGCACGUAAAGUGUUUGAUGGAAUGUCCCAGAGAAACGUGUUUACUUGGACUGUUAUGAUUGUCGCGUCAAAUGAGCAUGGUUACUACCACGAUGGGGUGGAGCUAUUUAGCAUGAUGUUGGAGCAAGGUGUGUUGCUUGAUGGGUUUGUCCUCUCUGCUGUUUUGCAGUCUUGUGUUGGGUUGGAUUCGAUUGAGUUCGGUGAGAUGGUGCUCCGUCACGGCACGAAGAGGCUGAAGCAGCGAGGUGAAUGGGACGCCCCCUGAGGCUUAAGGAUUACCACCCAGGUUGAGGAGUAUCAUUUUUACGGUGACAAAUUUUUUUAAGGCAUUCUAUUCAUUGCUGAUUACAUCAUUAAACUAAUCAUUGCUCUUAAAUUAGCAUUCUUCCCAUCAACAUUGGUCUAAAAUCACGGUGCUGAAGUCGAAUGGUUAUUUGAUUUUUGCUUUGUGCUCAGAGAAAAUGGUUUGUAUCUUUGUUUUCAAUCACGUGUAGUUAGAGCAAUACGUGCUCAAAAUUAUUUAUUACUAUUUUGUCUUUAAAUUAAUUUAUGCCUAUCUAAGGAAAAUCAUAUUUGUAUAUGAGCCGAUGAGUUCAAUUGAUUGCCAACUUAUCUUGCUUUUAUUUUUGCAGUUCAGGAGGGUUGCUAAUAUCUACUUUCUUACAAUCUCAGUCUUGUCUACCACACCCAUCAGCCCUGUCUCUCCAAUAACUAAUGUGCUUCCUCUAUCUCUGGUGCUUCUCCUCUCUCUUAUUAAGGAAGCUUUUGAGGACUGGAAGCGUUUUCAAAAUGACAUGGCAAUAAACAAUGGUACGAUAGAUGUACUGCGAGAUCGAGAAUGGGUGUAUAUACCCUGGAAAAAGUUGCAAGUUGGUGACCUAGUCAAGGUUAAGCAGGAUGAAUUCUUUCCUGCAGAUCUGCUUUUCCUGGCUAGUACAAAUGUUGAUGGUGUCUGCUACAUUGAGACAACUAAUUUGGAUGGGGAAACCAAUUUGAAGAUUAGGAAAGCAUUGGAAAAGACUUGGGAUUACUUUACUCCAGAGAAGGCAUCUGAGUUCAAAGAGAUUAUGAUGGCAAAGUAACUCCUGAGAAGGUAGCAACUGCUGCAAUGUACUUAAAGGGUAUACAAGAGCUCAUCACAUUUGAGAAACUACAAGGCCUCCCAAAUUGUUGUGGUGUAGUUGAUGUUACACACAUCAAUGUGUUUAGCUUCUACAUAACCUCAUAAGGAAGUGUGGCUUGACCAUGAGAAGAAACAUAGCAUGGUCAAUAGUGGAUCCUGGAUAUGAGGUUCAGAGACCGUCACUGGUUGGCCAGGUCAUUUGAAGGAUUGGAUGGUCUUUGAGGAUUCAACUUUCCACAAUCAAGAUGCAUAUAAAUGGGGAAGAGAAUUGCUUACAGAUCAGAUCAUGGGAGCAAUAGGCUUAGGAGUAGUACAAUAUGUAUCAAUAUAUUGUAUUUGUAGAAACACAUUAAGUGUGAUAUUUAUUUGCAGUUUUGUCAACUUUGUAAUUUCAGUUAAAUUGUGAGCUACUCCAGAUUUGAGUAAUUGUGUACUAUUUUUGUGACAAUAUCUUAUAUAAUAAAAGUUAUGAUUCAUUUA
Messenger RNA from Lotus japonicus, 2321 nucleotides. Its product is annotated as phospholipid-transporting ATPase 3-like. Gene Ontology annotation, biological process: phospholipid translocation. The transcript is spliced from 6 exons. Lineage: Eukaryota; Viridiplantae; Streptophyta; Magnoliopsida; Fabales; Fabaceae. The record is from RefSeq and is a predicted model, not a curated record. Gene Ontology annotation, cellular component: plasma membrane. Gene Ontology annotation, molecular function: ATPase-coupled intramembrane lipid carrier activity. The coding region runs from base 1306 to 1800 and encodes 164 amino acids.